Molecule: messenger RNA, 992 nt
Organism: Orcinus orca (killer whale)
Lineage: Eukaryota; Metazoa; Chordata; Mammalia; Artiodactyla; Delphinidae
Gene: BTG4
Product: BTG anti-proliferation factor 4
Exons: 5
Coding region: 30-731 (233 amino acids)
Biological process (GO): negative regulation of mitotic cell cycle; negative regulation of cell population proliferation
Cellular component (GO): cytoplasm; nucleus
Source: RefSeq, a predicted model, not a curated record
CAGACCUACUUGUUGACUCUUCUUGAAUCAUGAGAGAUGAAAUAGCAACAACAGUCUUCUUUGUCACAAGAUUAGCAAAAAAACAUGAUAAAUUGAGUAAACAACAGAUAGAAGACUUUGCAGAAAAGUUGAUGACGAUCUUGUUUAAAACAUACAGAAGUCACUGGCACUCUGAUCACCCUUCUAAAGGUCAAGGCUUCAGGUGUAUCAGGAUAAACAAUAAUCAGAGUAAAGAUCCUAUUCUAGAAAGGGCUUGUGCUGAAAGUAAUGUGGAUUUUUCUCACCUGGGACUUCCGAAGGAGAUGACCAUAUGGGUAGAUCCCUUUGAAGUGUGCUGUAGGUAUGGUGAGAAAAAUCAUCCAUUUACAAUUGCUUCUUUCAAAGACAGAUGGGAGGAAUGGGAAUUAUCCCAACAAAUCAGUGAUGCUGUUAAUAGAGCCACGUUAGACUACUCCUCUGGCACUUCCUCUGAUGAAGAAAGUUGUAACAAAGAACCUCAGAUAAUUCCUAAAGUCAGAAAUCCAAAGAGUAUUUAUCAGGUUGAAAACUUGAAACAGCCCUUUCAAUCUUGGUUCCAUAUCCCCCACAAAAACAAUAUGGGCGAUGGCCGAAUGGGCCUCCUAGGAAAUGCUUAUCAUGCAUUGCAUAAGAUCCCUAAGGGUCACAGGCCUGCUGCUGGGCACCGGGUGGACAGAAUUCUACAAACUCCGCAUCUGAGACUGGGAAUUUGAAGCACCUGAUAGAAGAAGGAACCUUGGAAGGCAUUGUCUGAGGCUUCCAUGGCAGGAAGACGAGAAGCAAUCUGCAGGGUGAUUUCUGGAGCCUGAAAAGAAUAAAAAACAAACAAAAACAAAACCCACCCUUUUGCUAAAAAAUUCUCAUGUAGCUCAGUUAUGUAGCACCAACCAAGAAAGGGAAGUCAAUGCAUUGAGACAUCAAUUUAAAUUGUAACAGGAUAAGUGGAUUCAGUAUAGACUACAAGAAAGUGGAAG